AUGAAUAUUAAUUCCGGUAGGAAGGGUUCCCCAAGAUGCGUCCAUCCGGAUUUGGAAAAAGACGCACAGACCAAGUUACCUACUUACCAGUUCCUGGACAGUGGCCUCGGGGACUGUGAUCUUCUCCCGUUUAGGUUUAGCGUUAUUACUGCCUUCUACCUAAGAUACGAAGUAGGUAUCAUUUACCGAGUACAACAAUGUCCAUUGUAUUUAUUUUUUUUUAAAAAAUUCGAUAUCGAUCCCAGGUUCGUCAGAGGUGGGAAAAAGGAGAAACCAGCACUCUCAGAAGUUACCUGUAUUAACGACAAUUCUGGCCAGCAUGAUGCAGAAAGCAAUGAAACGAGAGCGCAGCAAAGAUGGUUACCUGUACCUGCUGUAGCUGCGGCGAAGUAA
Messenger RNA from Rasamsonia emersonii CBS 393.64, 393 nucleotides. RefSeq lists its product as uncharacterized. The coding region runs from base 1 to 393 and encodes 130 amino acids. NCBI's taxonomy places the organism in Eukaryota, Fungi, Ascomycota, Eurotiomycetes, Eurotiales, Trichocomaceae. The record is from RefSeq and is a predicted model, not a curated record. The transcript is spliced from 6 exons.